This is a messenger RNA of Penicillium brevicompactum, 1416 nucleotides long. RefSeq names its product Catalase mono-functional heme-containing. Gene Ontology annotation, biological process: response to hydrogen peroxide; hydrogen peroxide catabolic process. Gene Ontology annotation, molecular function: heme binding; catalase activity. The coding region runs from base 1 to 1416 and encodes 471 amino acids. The transcript is spliced from 8 exons. Lineage: Eukaryota; Fungi; Ascomycota; Eurotiomycetes; Eurotiales; Aspergillaceae. Gene Ontology annotation, cellular component: cytoplasm; mitochondrion; peroxisome. The record is from RefSeq and is a predicted model, not a curated record.
AUGUCAAAGCCUAAUUUUACCUUGGCCGAAGGCCAGCCUGUGGUUGACCCGUCUGUCAGUACCACGUUCCCUACGUUUGGUGGUGGCGCCUAUACGACACUGGGCGACACGCUGCUCAUUGAGACCCUCACUCAUUUUAACCGAGAACGUAUACCCGAACGAGUGGUACAUGCCAAGGCUUCGGGUGCAUGGGGUGAAUUUGAGGUUACCAAUGAUAUCGGGGCUCUCACGUCAGCGAAAUUUCUCAACGGCGUCGGCAAGAAAACCCCAGUCCUGUUUCGUUUGAGUACAACCGGCGGUGAAAAGGGCAGUGCGGACACCGUUCGUGAUGUGCGAGGAUUUUCUGUGAAGUUCUUCACUGAAGAUGGCAAUCAUGACAUUGUCGGGAACCAUAUUCCCGUGUUCUUUGUGCGCGAUCCAAUCCGGUUCCCUUCCUUGAAUAGAAGCCACAAACGGCACCCGGCGACCAAUCGCCCAGACUGGAAUAUGUUCUGGGACUUCCAUACCAACCAACCGGAAAGCGUCCACGCUUUGAUGCAUCUAUUUGGCUCUCGGGGUAUCCCUGACUCAAUUCGUCGAGUGACAGGGUUCGGUGUCCACACGUUCAAAUUGAUGACAGCGGAUGGCACAUUCCGAUACUGCAAAUUUCAUUUCCGACCUACCCUUGAGAUCACCCAUUUCUCGGGCUCAAAUGCAACUCGCAUGGCCGGGGCGAACCCCGACUAUCAUAACCAAGAUCUCUGGGAUGCUAUCGCGCAAGGAAACUAUCCUGUUUGGAAGCUCUAUGUGCAGAUUAUGGAGUCAGCACAGGCUGAGGCAUUUGGUCGAGGCCUCUUCGACAUCACCAAAGUCUGGCCCCACAAGGAAUUUCCUUUGAUCGAGGUUGGCAAAAUGACUCUCAACAAAAACCCCGAGAAUUAUUUCGCGGAAAUCGAGCAAGCUGCUUUCUCGCCCUCGAAUAUGGUCCCUGGAAUUGCGAUGACACCUGAUCCCAUGCUCCAGGCACCUCCCCCAAACCGCGCAAUCUGCCCCGUAUACCACCCCUUCGAGCGUGACGGCAUGGGUACCAUCACUCGAAACUAUGGUGGUGACCCGAACUAUGUGCGCAGCUCAUUGAGCCCAGGUAUUCCCAGUCAACCUGUCUCCGACGUCCGACACACAGAGCCAAUCGAGCGAAAUGCCACUCUUGGCCAGAACGAACUGUCCGUUGAAGAUGAAGACUUUAUUCAGCCCCGCGAGCUGUGGAACCGAGUGUUUGACGAGAAUGAAAGAAGGAACUGGGUUGCCAAUGUAUCGGAGACCUUGGAGGAUUUGCCUGCCGAGCUCAGGCAGUCUGUUGCUGCGAUGUUCAGUAAGGUUGACCUACGUAUCGGUCAAAUGCUAGCCGCGAAGGCGAGCAACAGUUCGCGUCUCUGA